Gopherus evgoodei (Goodes thornscrub tortoise) is the source of this 1796-nucleotide messenger RNA. RefSeq lists its product as uncharacterized. Bases 165 to 1385 code for a protein of 406 amino acids. NCBI's taxonomy places the organism in Eukaryota, Metazoa, Chordata, Testudines, Testudinidae. The transcript is spliced from 2 exons. The record is from RefSeq and is a predicted model, not a curated record.
UACUUGUGCCUCUUUAUUACGGAGCAGUUUGUAUAUUUAUAAAAUGGGGACUCACGUCUCUGACAUUCAACAGAACAAUGGGAUGAUUGCGACCCUCCCCCGGGACAUCGCCCCUCGCGGUUCCAGGUCGUGUGCGUCUGUCUGUCCAUCCCCCCAAUCACAGCAUGGCCGUGUGUGCCUGUCCAUCUCCUCCAGGGACCAUGUGUGCGUCUGUCUAUGCAUCCCCCUCAGACCGCAUGGCGACAUGCGUCUGUCCAUCUCCCCCAGGGACAGCAUGGCCGUAUGUCUGUCCAUCCCCAGGGGCUACAUGCGUCUGUCUAUGCAUCCCCCUCAGACCGCAUGGCGACAUGCGUCUGUCCAUCUCCCCCAGGGACAGCAUGGCCGUGUGUGCCUGUCCAUCUCCUCCAGGGACCAUGUGUGCGUCUGUCUAUGCAUCCCCCUCAGACCGCAUGGCGACAUGCGUCUGUCCAUCUCCCCCAGGGACAGCAUGGCCGUGUGUCUGUCCAUCCCUAGGGGCCACAUGCGUCUGUCUAUGCAUCCCCCUCAGACCGCAUGGCGACAUGCGUCUGUCCAUCUCCCCCAGGGACAGCAUGGCCGUGUGUCUGUCCAUCCUAGGGGCCACAUGCAUCUGUCUAUGCAUCCCCCUCAGACCGCAUGGCGACAUGCGUCUGUCCAUCUCCCCCAGGGACAGCAUGGCCGUGUGUCUGUCCAUCCUAGGGGCCACAUGCAUCUGUCUAUGCAUCCCCCUCAGACCGCAUGGCGACAUGCGUCUGUCCAUCUCCCCCAGGGACAGCAUGGCCGUGUGUCUGUCCAUCCUAGGGGCCACAUGCAUCUGUCUAUGCAUCCCCCUCAGACCGCAUGGCGACAUGCGUCUGUCCAUCUCCCCCAGGGACAGCAUGGCCGUGUGUCUGUCCAUCCUAGGGGCCACAUGCAUCUGUCUAUGCAUCCCCCUCAGACCGCAUGGCGACAUGCGUCUGUCCAUCUCCCCCAGGGACAGCAUGGCCGUGUGUCUGUCCAUCCCCAGGGGCCACAUGCGUCUGUCUAUGCACCCCCCUCAGACCGCAUGGCGACAUGUGUCUGUCUGUCCAGCCCCCAGGGACCGUGUGGCUGUGCGUGUGGCAGGGGACAUGUGGCCAUCCACACACCAGGGCUGUAGAGAGGGGGUGCUCAGCCUCCUGCCCUGCUUGCCAGCUUGUUCCCAUGGGGGGGGUCCUUCCCCCUGCACCCAGACCCCACCUUGCCAGGCCUGUGCCCAGCUCAGCUCAGACACAGCCAAACAUGCGAGUGCUGGGUGCAGCCAGGCACACAGCAUGGGCAGCCUGUGGCUGCGGGGCCCUGGGGCGUGGGCUGGCCGGGUGUCCACAAAGGCGUGUGGCUGUGUCUGAGUGUGCACAUAGACACCCCGUGGGCGCUCCUAUGAGGUCAUUCCCAGGCGCUCAAGGGCACAUUCCCCGAGCCCCAGCACUGCGUCGUGCGUGGGUUCAUGGCACCGUGGGCUCACAAAUCCAGGCCUUAUGCAGGUCUGUCUGCGCGGCCCUCGCACAGAUGGGGGCCCAGCACUGUGUGCGCAUCCCGGGGUGCCUGUCACCCCGUGUCUGUCUGUCCAGCCCCCCCGGGAGCGUGGGGCUGUGCGUGUCUGUCUGUCCAGCCCCCCCGGGGUGCACGUGGCCUCACGUCUGUUUGUCCAGCUCCCUGGGGUGCACGUGGCUGUGCAGAUGCCAGGACGUGGUCUGAGGGGUCGGGACACUCCCAGGAGCUCAGUUUGUGCCCAGCCUGUGGGCUGCUCUGAGCCCUAC